AUGGAAGAUGAUUUGAGUACUACAAACCGGGAUCAGUUUCAAACAUCUGCUGACAAUGUUGAUUCCAGCACGGACCAAGAUGCCCUGUGGAGUUUCCGACAGCAGUGGCAAAAGGAACUCCGAUCUACGAAAAAAAGCGAUGUAAAUGAAUUACGUCAAAAAUCAACUGAUUCGACUUCGAAGGAAGAUAGUUCGAAAGAAUCAAAUAAUGAUGAAGAUAUUAAAGAACGAGCCACGAAUUUAUUCCUCGCCGGCUCUGAAAUGGAAAAUUCUGGAAAAUUCUAUGAAGCUAUUCAGUACUAUCGACAAGCUGUACAAAUUGUACCCGAUAUCGAACUUAUAAUUAACAGAAAAAUUAAACCGAAAGCAGUACAUGAAGAAUACGUCGAAGACGAAAUUGAAGAAACAUCAGAAACUGUUAACGUGGGAACAUCAUCGGAUGAAGACGAAGGUAAAGACGAUGAAGACCUUCUAUCUAGAAUACAAAGAAAAGCAUCCAAGAAAUUGACACUGUGCCUUCCGAAACUCCCUAAAAAUGGAGUGCAUGUAGGUGAACUACCUUUGGAAAUAAUAUUGUAUAUACUUAAAUGGCUCGUCUCGGAUCAGCUCGAUUUGAGAUCAAUGGAGAUGUUCUCGCAAGUCUGUAGGGGAUUUUAUCUGUGCGCUAGGGACCCAGAAAUCUGGCGAAUGGCUUGUUUAAGAAUGUGGGGUGUUAACUGCGGUUCGUCUCCGGGCAAUUAUAAAUCCUGGAGAAGCAUGUUCAUCGAAAGAUCACGUGUCAAUUUCAAUGGUUGUUAUAUCAGUAAGACGACUUACAUAAGAAAUGGCGAAAAUAGUUUUCAAGAUCAGUUCUACCGUCCUUGGUACCUUGUAGCUUAUUACAGAUAUUUAAGGUUUUAUCCUGAUGGCACCGUGUUAAUGCUUACUUCUGCUGAAGAACCAGUGCAAUGCAUAAAUUUAUUAAAACACAGAAACGCUAGAUAUCCUGUGUUGACUGGUUACUACAGGCUUAAAGACGAUAAAGUUAUACUGAUAAUUCAAAGGCAAACGAAAAGUUCUCUUCAAGAUAACAAGAAAUCAAAGAAACAAGACAUGCUAAAGAAAACCGAAUUCAUAUAUAACAUGGAAUUUCAGAUAAGAAGUAAAAGGAGAAAGCACGAUCAAUUGCAGUGGGAUCACUAUUCGAUUGUUACUAAACCUAAAAAAGGAGAGGAAACAGUUACUAACUUCGAGUUGCGGGGACCCCAAUAUCCACCUCUGAUUUUUUCACGUGUUAAAAGUUAUGCAGAGAGCUCAGAAAACCCUUUAAUGUAA
This is a messenger RNA of Phyllotreta striolata, 1314 nucleotides long. NCBI's taxonomy places the organism in Eukaryota, Metazoa, Arthropoda, Insecta, Coleoptera, Chrysomelidae. The record is from the annotation of a GenBank genome assembly.